UAGUGCAGCAGGAUGAUCAUCGAAGUUGUCGAUGACAAAACAGCGACAUAGCGCGAUUUAUCGAUACACAAUCUACGCGAUUUGUACGAAUGAUUCGAAGUUCGAAUUGAAACUAUAAAUCACAUUCCAGUUAAACGUCGCAAACAAUUUCUUAAUUUUGCAACGUUCGUUAAGAAUCAGCGUCGGUUCAAAGAUCUUAUGCAAAUCGACGCUCGUUCGCGGAGGCCAUUAAGGUUGUUGAAUUGAGCAAAAAUGACUGGUGGUAUGUCCAAGGUCGUAAGAAGUAAAAAGAAUCGAUGACCGGAGGAUGGACCGAGUGAAAGCCGAUGGGUGGUGUACGCGUCCAUCUCUCUUCUUCGCGUGUGCAAUAGACAAACGAUGCUCGUCGCAGCAUCUUCUCGUUACGUUUACGAUUCACGGUUCGCACGUGCGAAACGGACGAUGACUCGGUAGUAUGAGAUGACAGGUUAAUAAAUAAAAUUUGAUAAUGACCUUCCUGUUCAACCGCGUUCGAUCCUUUCCGAACAGUUUUCAAGCGGUUGGCUGCGAAGGAUCAAAAGUAGGGGGAAACCGUAAAGCGGAGAUGAACGAAGUUGAUGCUGGAUAGCGUCGGAGAGGAGGAGAUUCGCUAAAUCCGGUUUAAAAAUUAGAAUGAACCUGGUGGAGGGGAUAAAAUCUGUACUUUUCGCGUAUAAAAGUCUUCCACCUUAAAGCACGUGCACAUUUCGAUCGUAACCAACAAUUCGGUUUGUUCUACCAAUUUUGGCAAGAUGAAUCCACGAUACGUUUGCGCACUGAUGAUGCUGCUGCUGGUCGACGGUAUGCAAGCCCGAUCCUUGCUCGCGUUCGACGAACAGUUCACGGAAGAAACGGAGGAAGCGGUGGAAACGGUGGAAGCAGGCGGUAACCUGGAAACGGUGGAAACGGAAAACGUCGAAGAAACGGAGCAAACGGAAAACUUCGAAGAAGGACUGUUUCGCGUGAAAAGAGCUCCGCUAGGAAAACUAGCUUUGCUCGGAGGAGCAGCUCUCCUCGGCAAAAAAGCUCUUUUGCUCGGCGGCGCUGCCGUAGGAGCUAAAGCUCUGGUUGGUGCAGGAGCUCUCGGUGCAGGCUUGUACAAAGCUAAGCAUUUUGGCGGCGGUUACGGGGGCGGUUAUGGUGGUGGUUAUGGUUACCAUGAUGUCUAUGUGGGCGGACACUCUCAUUACGGUCACGUUGAACCAGGCUGGUAUUAAUAGUGACCGAUUAGCGUAUACCGAAG
Megachile rotundata (alfalfa leafcutting bee) is the source of this 1261-nucleotide messenger RNA. RefSeq lists its product as uncharacterized. Lineage: Eukaryota; Metazoa; Arthropoda; Insecta; Hymenoptera; Megachilidae. The record is from RefSeq and is a predicted model, not a curated record.